Ceratotherium simum simum (southern white rhinoceros) is the source of this 2666-nucleotide messenger RNA. The record is from RefSeq and is a predicted model, not a curated record. NCBI's taxonomy places the organism in Eukaryota, Metazoa, Chordata, Mammalia, Perissodactyla, Rhinocerotidae.
GUGCUGGGCCACUCUGGGAAUUCAGAUUAACCCGGGAGUGAGUUAGCCAUCCUUAGCCUCCUGACUUCACUGUGAUUUAGGCACCACCCCCUGGAUCACAUACUAGUUGUCCAAAGAGCUGUGCCUCUCAGGGUUUAGGGCAGAUCUCCUGGGGCCACCAUAGAUCAGAAUGAACUCCUUGAACCUGCCCAGGCUGAACCCUGGACGGAGAAUGAAGGGAUGUCAAUGUUGGCUACAACAGUUGGUCUUUAUCUUGUUCCAUUUUGUAAGGUGGCGGUAUUACUGAUUGUCAUGAUGUCCGUCUUUGGUGUUUCAAUGGGCAUUCUGGAUACAGGUGGUAACGUCCUCAUCUUGGCUCUUUGGGGGGACGAAGGAGCCCCACAUUUGCAGGCCUUACACUUCUGUUUUGCCUUGGGUGCCUUUUUGGCUCCCCUGCUGGCUAAAUUGGCAUGGGGCACGACAGCGUCUUCUGAAAACCACACAGAGGCUGACUUGAACCAUUCUGCUCUCAGCUGGUCAUCUGAAGCUGACUCAGAAUCCCUACUCGGAGUACCUGACAAUAUGAAUUUACUGUGGGCUUAUGCUUUUAUUGGUACUUAUAUUUUUGUAGUUUUUAUCUUAUUUUUUGCUCUAUUUUUAAAGAAAAGCUCAAGGCAGGAAAAAGCAAAAGCAUGUGCUCAGAGGUCUCGAAGAGCUAAAUAUCACAACAUCCUGCUUUGUCUCCUUUUUCUGUUCUUCUUUUUUUAUGUUGGAGCCGAAGUAACAUAUGGCUCGUACGUUUUCUCAUUUGCAACCACUCAUGCUGGCAUGAAAGAAAGUGAAGCGGCCGGGCUGAACUCCAUCUUCUGGGGGAGCUUUGCAUCCUGCAGGGGCCUGGCAAUCUUUUUUGCUGCAUGUUUACAACCUGGAACCAUGAUCGUGUUGAGCAACAUUGGCACCCUGGCGUCAUCUUUAUUUCUGGUGCUUUUCAACAAGAACCCAGUUUGCCUCUGGAUUGCAACUUCAGUGUAUGGAGCCUCGAUGGCGACCACGUUUCCCAGUGGUGUUUCUUGGAUCGAGCAGUACACGACUAUCCAUGGAAAAGCUGCAGCAUUUUUUGUAAUCGGUGGUUCCUUGGGAGAAAUGGCCAUUCCUGCAGUAAUUGGAAUUCUUCAAGGACAAUACCCUGAUUUGCCUGUAGUUUUGUACACCUCUUUGGGGUCAGCAAUAACUACUGCUAUUUUAUUUCCUGUGAUGUAUGAAUUAGCCACCUCACCUCUUCGUCAUCAGCAAAAAGAACACAGGAAGAGUGAGGACCACAAAGCUUUGCUCUCGAGCUCUGGGCUACAUGACUGUGAGGAAGAGGGUGUAGAGGAAGAUGCAGAAAAAUGGAAUGAAAUGGAUUUUGAAGUGGUUGAAAUGAAUGAUACAAUGAGGAAUUCUGUACUAGAGACAUCUAGAAAUAUCUUGAUGGAGCCCACAGCUGAAGUCUCCAACCAAUACCACUCAAAUGCUUUCGUGUUUGAGUCUUCUUCAGUUAAUACUGGCAAGUCCGCUGUGAAUCACCUUGCAAGACAUCAGGACAAAAGAGACUAACACUUAGAGAAGAUGGAUUAUUUACUGACUUGCUUGAAUAAUUGCCAGUUCUAAAGAGGCCAGUCAGAGCAGAGCCUUAGCAGAUUUCCAGCAUGUUCUGGGUAUCAAAAUUUCUAGAUCAGAGUAUAGCAAAUGCUAAAAACGUUUUGAAACAUUCUCUGAUUCUCAGAAUCUUCCAUAAAGAACCAAUGGUCUCAUACAGUAGAAUCUUGUUGUAAGGCUAGUGUUUGGCAUGUGGCUGAUUUGGUAGUAUUUUACGGUCAUCACCCUUCAGAGCAUGCAAAGAAGGCAUUUGUUUUUGAGAAGUUGGGUGCUGUUCUAGUAAAACAAAACCAUCCAGUAAUUGAAUCAAUUAGUUGAACAAAUUAUCAGUCGUCAGUAGUCUACCAGGGAAGUCGAGGGGAGGAGUUUGAUGAAAGAACCUCUUUGAAAAUGGACAGAUUUUCAUUAAUUGCUUUACCCUGUCUGUAGCGUUGGACCAAAGAAUGCUAAUGACUCAUUUGAUUCCUGAUUUCUAUGAAGACAGCAUAGAACAGGGCUCCCAUAGACUUGGCUUUAAGCCUUGACUGCUGCUUUCCAGGCUUCUGGACCUGCACUCAGCCACUUAACUUACAUUGGCUUUGUUGCUCUCAUCUCCUGAUCUGGGAUUCUGUAAGUGAAAAGAAGAUGAUUUUCAAACUAGGGAUCCAUAAGUUUUAAAGUUUAUGCAGGAUGUCUGCUAGAAAUUAAUAUAAAUGCCACCCCAUUCUUCAUUUCAAAUGAGAAGGGAAACAAAAUGAUAGCUUUAAGAAUGUGCUACUGAUUAUGAAUUCAUGUCAAUUUAAGACACUCUGUUUAAUAUUUUAUUUGAAUAAUUAUUUGAAGAAUACAUUCUUUAGUACUGUAUUUCAUUGAUUCUAAGAUGCACCUUUUUUCACAUUUUUAACAUCUCUGAAAUCAGAAUAUGUCUUAAAAUCAAUGAUUAUUUAACAUUGUGACAAGAUUUAAUUGACAGUUUUUUUCCAUAUAUAUAGCGAGAGUAACGUUGCGUUUUACAAUCAAUGUCUUAGAUUCAGUGAAAUACAGUAAUUCAUUCAAUUAUGGAGAUUAUA